AUGGCUGCCCCUCGAACAUCAGCCACUCGUCGGCUGGUAUCGCUAUCGGUACAACACGCCCGAUGCUACUCUGCUCCUACCGACGGCGCAAUCCCACCUACCAAGGCCAAAUAUGUCCCUACCGAGGGAACCUACCCCAAGGGUUUCGUUGUUGGCAGCGCACAUGCCCAAGUCAAGGCUUCAAACACAAAGUUCGACGACCUCGCCUUGAUCGCCUCUGAAAUCCCCUGUCCUGCUGCUAUCGUCACUACUCAGAACCAUUUCCAGGCUGCUCCUGUGAGCAUCAGCAAGAAGAUUAUGUUCCAGCAAAAAAGCUGGAAUAUCAGAGGUGUUGUAAUCAAUUCGGGAUGCGCCAAUGCUGUCACCGGAAAGGGUGGCCGUGAAGAUGCCAUCCGCAUGGCCAAGACUACCCAUGACCUCUUGAACAAGCGCAAUCCGAAUGUAUCCAGCAUUCGCACCUUGGUUAUGAGUACUGGUGUUAUUGGUCAACGCCUUCCUAUCGACCGCAUCGAAGCAAAGAUCCCCACCCUCGUAGAGUCCCUGGGCAACACCCACGAACACUGGCUUCGCUCAGCUCGCGCCAUUUGCACAACUGACACCUUCCCAAAACUUCUCUCUCGCCAGUUCACUCUUCCCUCGUAUCCCGGCAUCACCUUCUCCAUUGCCGGCAUGACCAAAGGAGCCGGUAUGAUCCAUCCCAACAUGGCUACCCUUCUUGGUGUCGUUUGUACAGACGCUCCCAUUCAUAAGACUGCUUUAAGGACACUUCUCUCCACAGCCACAAACUCUUCCUUCAACCGUAUCACUGUUGACGGUGACACCAGCACAAAUGACAGCGUUGCCCUCUUUGCAAACGCUGCCGCUGCUCCUAACAGCGACCGCAUCCAUCUCCAAGGUCUCGAGCCAAAAGACAUUCCUAGAAGAGGCUCCUCUAUGGAGGGCGAAACACUCGAGAAGCAGUCAGAAGAUUACAAGGAGAUGAACAAGGUCUUGACAUCUUUCAUGGCCGAUCUGGCCAAGCUUAUCGUCCGCGACGGCGAAGGUGCUACCAAGUUCGUCACCGUCAAGGUAACGAAAGCUGACAACAACAACGCCGCUCAUGCUGUUGCCAACUCUAUUGCUACCUCGGCCCUUGUGAAGACUGCUCUGUACGGCAAAGACGCCAACUGGGGCCGCAUCCUCUGUGCCAUCGGAUAUGCUCCCGGCCACACUUGCAUUCGCCCCCAAGAAACCUCUGUCUCUUUCAUCCCCGCCGACGGUACCGAGGAGCUCAAGUUGCUAGUCAAUGGCGAGCCUCAAGCUGUUGAUGAAGCUCGCGCUGCCGCCAUCCUCGAGAUGGAAGACUUGGAAAUUCUCGUCAAGCUGAGCAACAAGGAGAAGGAUGUCGGUGAAGCCACUGUCUACACCUGCGACUUCAGCCACGAAUAUGUUACCAUCAACGGUGACUACAGAACUUAG
Messenger RNA from Aureobasidium melanogenum CBS 110374, 1458 nucleotides. RefSeq names its product arginine biosynthesis protein ArgJ. Gene Ontology annotation, molecular function: L-glutamate N-acetyltransferase activity, acting on acetyl-L-ornithine as donor; L-glutamate N-acetyltransferase activity, acting on acetyl-CoA as donor. NCBI's taxonomy places the organism in Eukaryota, Fungi, Ascomycota, Dothideomycetes, Dothideales, Saccotheciaceae. Gene Ontology annotation, biological process: L-ornithine biosynthetic process; L-arginine biosynthetic process. The transcript is spliced from 2 exons. The coding region runs from base 1 to 1458 and encodes 485 amino acids. Gene Ontology annotation, cellular component: mitochondrial matrix. The record is from RefSeq and is a predicted model, not a curated record.